UGCGUUGCCGCUGGCAGUGGCCGCAGUGAACCGCGAUCCGUCACUGCUACCCGGCUUACGACUGCGCUUCGUUGCUGUAGACAUCGGCAGAUCACCGCCAUCGCUUUCCAUGGACAAAGACAGCUUGGCUCUAAGGGCGAUGACACAGAUGCGAGAUCUGGGCGUUGUCGCCUUUUUCGGUCCAGACGGUACUUGCCACACCGAGGCGAAGUUAGCCGCUGCCUGGAACUUACCUUUAAUUUCACAUAAAUGCGCGGGUGACCACGGCUUAGCGAACGAGAAGAGCAUUGGUCUGGGCGCCACCUUCGCCCGGACUCUGCCGCCAGCGUAUAAAGUCAGCAAGUCUGUUGUGGCUUUGUUAAAGGCAUUCGGUUGGACCAAGUUUGCGAUAGUUGCCGGAGAUGAACACACCGCCGCAGCACAGCAAAUGGACGCUAUUAAGGAACUGGCCCAGUCUAAUGAAAUGAGCGUGACUGCUGAACAUCGGUUUGCUGACUACAUACCCCGUCAUAUAUCCGACAUGGAGAAGAUUGUUGACCAAACAUACGAUAGAACGAGAGUGUACGUGUUCCUGGGUGAGCACAUAGCGCUGGUGGACUUCGUGAAUGUGUUGCAGCGGCGCGGACUCCUCGACAAAGGAGAGUAUGCUGUGGUGGCUGUUGAUGAUGAGAUAUACGACCCCAACACGGCAGCAAUUACACAUGCUGAUCACCUGGGAUUGAAUAACAGCAACGAUAUCCUGGCGUUCAGAGCUGUUUUACGGCUGACACCUUCGUUCCCAACCAACCCUCAAUAUGCGGUUUUAUGCCAAAUGAUCCGGGAGCUUUCUGCCACGCCGCCUUUCUGCGUGCCGAACUACCAUAAAAUAUUUGAGGACGCGUCGGUACCAAUAGAAGCAGCGCAUUUAUACGACGCUGUUAUUCUGUGGGCUCGUGCGGCCACGGCUGCUAUGCGGGCCGGACUGCCGCCUACUGAUGGCGCCACACUUAUAAAGCUACUAAGACCAACCACUUACAGAUCUGUGCAGGGAUUUGACGUCAAUAUGGACACCGCUGGAGACGCCGAGGGUAACUUCACCGUCAUAGGUUUAGUGACGGACUCUCACACACCUAGUGGAUGGAGCGCCGCGCCAGUCGCCACGUUCAGAUAUCUUAAUUCCACUGAUUUGCUACCAGAAUUAAUUGGCGCCAACACUAUAUCCUGGAUAGGAGGGAAACCUCCAGCCGCCGAGCCUGCGUGCGGUUUCGACGGGGUAAAGUGUUCCUUACCACAUGAUCCUGGAGUACUGUCCGCCAUUUGCGCAGUUACCGCUGCGGCCAUACUCGCUGUGGCUCUUCUGGUCCGGCACUAUAGAUACGAGCAAAAACUGGCGUCAGUAUUAUGGAGGAUCGAGGCUAAAGAUUUGACAUUCAUAACAGCGUUGAACGGAAUCAACUGUGAUAAGAUUGGUUUACCACAAGAAAUGGAGACGCGUCGGGCACACACCACAAUAGCUUUGUACAAGGGCAGCAUCGUCGCAAUCAAAAGCUUGCAAAAGAAGAGUAUUGAUAUCACAAGAAACAUCAAAAAGGAGUUGAAACAGAUUCGGGAGCUUCGUCAUGAGAAUCUAGUGGCUUUCGUGGGCGUGUGCGUGGAGGCUGGCUCCGCGUGUAUCGUAUCGGCUUACUGCUCUCGAGGAUCGCUGGCUAGGGUGUUGGCAGACCGUGAUCUGCACUUGGAUGAUAUGUUCGUGGCAAGCCUCGUGGCCGACUUGCUCCGAGGCUUGAUUUACUUACACGAUUCCACGUUGGUCUCGCAUGGGAAUCUGACGUCUAGCAACUGUCUGGUGGAUAGUCGCUGGGUCCUGCAGAUCGCUGAUUACGGAUUACAUACAUUAAAAAAUGGAUGCACCGACGCAGAAGAUGCUCUUCGCAUGGAAAGACGUAUGCUGUGGCGAGCCCCCGAAUUACUCCGCGACCCUAACCCACCUACAAGAGGUUCCCAGAAAGGCGAUAUGUAUUCCUUCGGGAUUAUAUUGUACGAAAUAUUGGGAAGGAAUGGACCGUGGGGCGAUACGAAUUUGACUAACGCUGAGAUCAUCGGCCGCGUCCGCCAUCCGAUAGGCGGUGUUCUGUUCAGACCGCCAUUGACUAAUGUGAAAGCGCAUCCCGCUGUGCUCGAAGUGCUGAAGUUAUGUCUCAGCGAGAGACCUGAACGUAGACCUGACGUGAGAAUCGCCAAGCUGAGACUAAAGCAGAUGCACGCUGGAAUGAAAACUAACAUAUUCGACAACAUGUUAGCGAUGAUGGAAAAAUACGCAAUGAAUCUUGAGGUACUUGUAGCCGCCAAGACAGAACAACUUAUGCAGGAGAAGAGAAGGACUGAUGAACUGCUAAAUAGAAUGCUUCCAAGGACUGUCGCUGAAGCCCUCAAAAGAGGAGAAAGGUUCCAAGCAGAAAGUUAUGACUGCGUCACAAUUUAUUUUAGUGAUAUAGUUGGCUUCACUAAGCUUGCUGCCACAAACACACCAAUGCAGAUAGUGGAAAUCUUGAACGACUUGUACACCUGUUGUGACGCUAUAAUAUCGUACUACAACGUUUAUAAGGUGGAAACAAUUGGCGACGCGUAUAUGGUUGUGGGCGGACUGCCAGAACGAUGUGCGAGGCAUGCAGCUGAGGUGGCCUCGUUAGCCUUGCACGUGCUUGACUCGGUGCCCAAGAUACCGAUGCGGCACAUGCCUGCUUCACGACUCCAUAUCAGGAUAGGUAUCCACAGCGGGCAAUGCGCGGCUGGUGUGGUGGGUGUCAAGAUGCCCCGAUACUGCCUGUUCGGAGACACCGUAAACACUGCAGCUAGGAUGGAAUCUAGCGGGGAACCGCAGAAGAUUCACGUCAGCAACGACACAUACCUGCUGUUGAAGAAACAUGGCGGAUAUCACUUUAGAGAGAGGGGCAUUGUUAAUAUAAAAGGCAAAGGUGAAAUGAAAACAUGGUGGUUAGUUGGAGAGGAUCACGAAAGAAGACGAAAUUCAUUUUCCAGAUAUCAGCCGGGAUUAGACAGCAUCGAACUUGAAAACGAGCCCUGGCGCCCUCCGGAACGUUCCAUCCUCAACAUUCGAGACAGGGCGCGGCUGUCCUGUGGCUCAGUAAGUUUUGGAUCAGCACUCUCGUCUCCCGGACCUCCGGCUUGCGCGUGCUUCGUACCUCCAAGGGACCAUCACUCGGCCCCAGUAGUAUCCUUCUGCGAGGAAUGAUAUUAACCCCUCACAGACAGCUACAAUUCACUAUUUUGGGUGAAAAAUGAUACCGAAAUACAAGAGGUUAGUAAAAGUACGAAUAAAAUACGUAAUCGUAAAAUUGUGAAGACUAAUAUAACAGAUCAUGAUAUUAACAAUGGUGCAGAUAGAAUACGGUAUAAGGUUAGGAUUUGUAAAUAUGACAGCGACUAUAGGAUAAAUAACGUGAUAGUUGAGAACGAUGAAAUAGUUGUCCAUGAUAAUGUAAGGACGAAGGUAGCUAGGUAUGGAAAAUUACGAGUUGAUUACGAAGGAACUUGGUUGUAAGGCGUAUUAUUAAACUGUGAAUGUGUCCUUUGAUUAAGGAUAAGCGGCCAAAUAUAACUUAUAUUCACCUUCUCCCAAGCGGUGAUUAAUAUUUAUCAAGAAUAUAUUGGAUUCCUUGGAAUUCCAGAUUUGUUGCGAAGUCGUUAGUGAUACAUAUUUGCUUUAGGCAGCAACUUCGAAGUCUCAUUGGAUAUCUGCGAGGGCAUGUUACGUAAAUGUAAGAAUUAUUAAAACGAAAUAAAUAUUUCUGGCAUAUAAAUUGCAAACGUUAAUUUGUUAAUUUAUAGAGCCCCUUUUUAGAGAAUAACAUAAUAUGUGUGUAACUUUUCGACGGAUAAUUGUAUUGCAUAAAAAAAUAAUUGUAAAAGAAGUUUACGAAUUUGUACUGGUAUAAUUAAUACAAUUUUAUAGCUUUUAUCUUUCAAUCAUUAAGCUAUCCGCUAUCCGUGCUCGAUUGACUCAGACACAAUGUUAUUGAGAAAUUACAGUUAAGGAAAGUUUUCGAAUAAUGCAUAACCGAUAAUGGUUCAUUUCACAGAGAGCAUAAAUGAGAGACAUUUGAAUAUGUGUAUACAACAAAGUUGUGUAAGAACAAAAGUUGUGUUGUGUAUUUAUUGACAUUUAAAAACACUGUAUGUAAAUAGACAUUUAAAUUAAUGUUUUAUCGAGAAUAAAAUCUCUCAAGAAACGAAAUAAAAUAGAUAUGGGUAAUAUUUUAUAGUAAACCAAUAAUUAUCUAUAUUUUUUAUAGUUUCAGUAUGAAUUAUGAUGCUUGUGAGUAGUAUUUCCGUAUUUUGAAAUAUCCUAGUCAUUUUUUUUACAUUUACUUGAAACAUUAACGAUGAAUGUAUUGAUUUGGAAAAUUUACUAAUAAUAAUGAUAUUAAUAUUAGAUAUUUGAAAUUUGAUGGUAUGAGCUUUAAUGGAAGUAUAUUAGGUCGUAUCUAUAUACUGAAUCCUAUUGUUUUUGGAUUUGGAUUUAUGGCCUAAUAGUAGGUUUUACGCAUUAUCGUAUAUCUAGUAUUCGUAUCCAGUAAGUUAACGUGUAUACGUAAAAGAAAAUAACAAAUUCGUACUGCCGAUUCUUAUAAGUACAUUUCAAGUUUGUGGUACAUUAUGCCAAUUUCGUUAGGCGUGAUAUACAACGCAUUCCGAUAAACGAUCUUAAUCUUAAUUCUGAUUUCGAGAAUGAACCAACCAAUAUAAAUCAUUUGUAAGGAUGUCAAAACAAACUUUGUCCUGAUUGGUCGAUUUUUGGGAUAGAUGGAAAAAUCUAUUGGGAUCGUUUAUUUAAAUAGCGGUUACUAUUCGAAGUUUACAGUUCCAAAUACGUUUAUGGGACGCUGGUCAAAUUUCCAUAAAAAAAAAUAUUUUGUCAAAACUAUUACUUUAACCAUACAUAGCGCGUAAAUUCGUGCUCGGGCUAAAAGUAGAUUACGAUUGCAAAAUGUGUAGCGUAUAAUUUUUAAAUGUUGUGAUUAAAAAAUGAAGCGAAGGAUUUCUUGGAGAGUUACAAGUUAAUCAUUUCGAGCAUGCGUAUGUAAAUAUAUAUCAUAUUAUGGGUUUAUUGUAAGUAGCUAUGUGUUCGCGUAUACGAUGUCAGUUCAGAUAUAGGCUAACUUUCUAAAUAUUAAGAAAAAGAAUGUCCGAACAAUUCUAGUCAUUGAUCUCAAUAUUAGAUUUUUUAUUAAAAUAAUACAUGCAUGUCCAUUUUAUCUACUUAUAUAAUAAUGUACUAUGUUUUUACGCUGGUAAUUUUGUAGAGAUUCAAUAAGUGUAAUUCGUGUAAAUAUUUAAAUUAAAAAGUUCAACGUGGCCAUGUAGCUAGCUAAAAAAAUAGUAGAAAUACUGGCUCAAUAUUGGUAUUAUUGUAGAUUACAAUGGAAUAAAAGACAAUGAAAAUAAGACUAUAUUUUGCGGACAUUACUACAAUGUGUUGUUAUAUUGCUGUAAGUGGUGUAUAACUAUUAAUCUUAGAUAAAAAUAUCUUUCAGGAAUUAAAAAGACGGGCUUACCCGAAUAGUAGAAAAUGCUAACAAACUUACCAACGGAAUUGUACACUUAUAUAUCAACGACCUUAAACUAUGUUAUAUUUAUAAAUUAUAAAAUAAUGUCCGUCUAUUUGUAAGAUUUAAAUUGAUGUAUAUGUAUUUUAUAUAAUAUUUAUCUGUAAAAUUAUUGUUGUUAAAUGUUCUAAAGAUGGACAAUUUACAAAACUUAUAUCUUUGAUGUUUAUGAGUGGAUCAAAAAAUUGCUGUUGACUGUCUAUGAAAUAAAGUUUUUGUACAUAAAAC
Manduca sexta (tobacco hornworm) is the source of this 5834-nucleotide messenger RNA. RefSeq names its product guanylate cyclase 32E (gene Gyc32E). The record is from RefSeq and is a predicted model, not a curated record. Lineage: Eukaryota; Metazoa; Arthropoda; Insecta; Lepidoptera; Sphingidae. The transcript is spliced from 21 exons. Bases 110 to 3232 code for a protein of 1040 amino acids. Gene Ontology annotation, biological process: intracellular signal transduction; receptor guanylyl cyclase signaling pathway; cGMP biosynthetic process. Gene Ontology annotation, molecular function: guanylate cyclase activity; peptide receptor activity; protein kinase activity.